UUUGUGAUAGACCUUGGACGGGUGUGUCUUUGUGAUAGACCUUGGAGGGGUGUGUCUUUUUGACACGCUUUGGACAGGGUGUCUUUUUGACAGAGUUUUGACAGGAGUAUCUUUUGACAGAAUUUGGACGUCAUAUCUUGUUGACGGGACCUUGGACGGGUUGGUCUUUGACAGACCUUGUAUGGGGGUGUCUUUUUGACAAAACUAGGACGGGCGAUUUUUUAUAUAGACCUUGGACGGGCGUGUCUUUGUGAAAGAUAUUCUUUAUGGUUAUUGUCUACGCAGAUUAACACUUAAUUCGAAAAAUUUAAUAAAAACGUCAAAUAACACAUGUGUUGAAUCAAUGCAAAUUGCUUUAAUCUUUUCAGUUUUUUCUUGGCAUAUUAUCAUGUCAAUGAUAGUGCUGGAAGACUUCAGUACAUGUACUUUCAGUAAGACAAGAUAAAGAUAUCUUUAACGAGAAAGCUGGCGCCUAGCAUACCUGCCUCGAGGUCCCUGUGCAGGUGUUAAGAUUAUUGAAAAUACUGUAUAUGCAGCUGAGAUAAGCAUGGUAAAAUAGUAAAAUUUUACCUAACGUAAAAGAGAUUCGGUGUUUUCACUUUUAUUAGACAAGGAUGGUAUGCAUUUCGACCGGCAUUUCACCAUCGUCAGCUAUGUUUGAUGUAGAGCUUUUAUGUAAUGAUACGUUGUAAGAUUUAUGGAAAGCCAAAAAGGACGAAACAAAGCUUUGCACCAGAACCGGGAACAGAAUAGUUCAAUGAAAGAGAACGACGGAAAAUAAAUUACACCAAAAUGAAAUACAUUGACAACUGCUCGUGUUGCAAGCUGUCCGGAUUCACGUUAUAGGAUAUCAAACAAUUACAUAAAAAAAUCAACACUUCAGUCAUUCUCAGUCUAUUCCAACUCCCAUCAAACAGAAAUAAGUCACGUUUAAAUUUAACCAAUCAGAGGACGCGUUAUAUUUAGAAAGCCUAUUGUAAGCAUGCGCUCUAGUAGACAGGAAAUAUUCAGGAAGAUCGUUUGAAUAUGCUUUUAACUAGAAGGAAUUUGCUAUCAAUUUCACAAAAGACUAAGUGUUGGUCCAUAAAGAGCAAAAGCAUAUUUAUAAACCGUAGAAAACACCGGUUUUCUGUAUUCCUUGGAAAUCGAUAAUUAACAGAAUUGUCCUUGUUAAUGAGGUUAUUCAUUGAAAACAAAGCGCGCACAACACGAAGAGAGAGAUGUUUCUAUAUUUUUAAAAAGAUAGGAAAUGAACCGAACAGGUGUUUGUUGAGACGUGUUGUCAUUCUAACAUAAAAGUCUAUUCCCCAUAUCCAAAUACAACCGAACAACGUCAAAAUUCUGUCUCCCUUCUUUCUCUGACAAUGAAAACAGGUCGACGUACUAAUAGAUAAACUUGUCAAUAAUCCCUGAUAGAUAUGUAUGAUUCAUACUGGAACAUGUUUCCUUAUUUUUCGUUACUUUAUUUGGAUGGAACUAAUGCUGUAUUAAAAGGCUACACAGCUUGAUCCAUACAGAGUUAAUGUCCAGAUUGUUACCCCACUAAAAUCAUCAAGAUGCUCUCACAGCGAACCGACAGUGGAAACAACCGCCACUUUAUAUUACUAUCUCAAUAAUAUAAUUCAAAAAUAAGCAUAUUUUCUCCGUAAUAUAAGCACUAAUUUGUCCGCAUAUAUAUUCAGCCUUUAUAUGAGAAUAGAUAAUGAAUAUUUUUCUUCGUGAAAUCAGCCAUCUUAUUUUCUUUGGGAAUAUCAAAUUGUGAAUAAAUGCUUUAGCUCGAGGGAAUACAGCAGGAAUGAAAUUGAGAAAUGUCUCGGUUGAAAAAAAAAAAAAAGAAAAAGAAAAAAAAAAAAACAAUUAAAAAAAUGUUAAAGGCCACGUUAUUCGACAUAAAAAAGCGCAUCCUACGAUCAAGCACUUAGCUAGCAACCAUCCCAGUACUCAAACAAAAUGCUUACAUAUAAUUACACCGGCCUGGCUUUCAGUAUAUGAUCAAUGGACUCUUUCAUAGUCGUAAGAUGGCUCUGGGUUUUUUCGCUGUUUCUGACUGUAUGUACAUUCAGGAUAUAUAAUUGUCUAAAAAUUCUUAAGAAGCAUCAAACAUGACUAAACGUAUACUGAAUAAAUGAUCGUAUAAUUGGCCGUUUAUACCAACAAAAACCCUACCUUAAAAUACCUGGAAAAAUUUUCGCUAACGAUGAGAAAGAGACGCUCGCCAACAACCACGGAGAAUCUGUUGAUCUUAGAGAAACUGAAACGAUUAUACAGAAAAAAAAACACUAGAAUUUCUUUGAUAUGUAAAUCCGUGACUGGGCAGGAAUCAAGAUCGUCUCGUCGCUCGCUUAUGUUAUUUCUUGAACAAUAGACCAAACAAUCUGGUUUUUAAUUUUUUCAAUGUAUAGCAAUUGGAAUAUCCAAUCGUUACAACCGGAACUGAGGUCAUCUACAUGCGUUCGCCAUCAUUAGACUCGUGUUUUUGUGAGCAAAAUAACCCAUAAACAAACAGAAAACGCAUUGGUCAAAUCUCUUUCAGCUCAUUUUGAAAAACAAAAAAAUGCGUGAGAUCAUCAUGCUAUCUUUUUUACCGCCAGAGACAUGCUUUCUAGUGGGAAAUGCAGUCGAUUUGUUUUCGUGAAACCUGACCAUCGAUUUGUAAUUGGUUAUACAAAUACAAAACGAUCCUGUCCAUGUGGAGCGAUUAUUUCAUAGAGAGACUGAAAGUGCUAACGAAAGGUUGAAAUUGAAAACAUACUUGAAAACAAGAAACUACUUUCUUGAUACUUCAAUAAAUUGACUCUAACACGUAUAGCCGAGUGAAUUAUUGAUUAUAUAGCAGUCCUAGUAAUCACCCUUUUGUAUAAUGUAUAUAUUAUAAACUCUUGGAUAUUUGUAUGAAUACCUCCUUAUCAUUACAUGACUUCAUUAUAGCAUUUCAAUGAGAAAAAUAAAACACAUUCGUCCAUUUUUUCUAUGGUCAGUUAUAAAAUUAGCCGAUAUGAAUUCUCUUAUAUGUAUAGAAUUAUAUAUAUUCGCUAAAUAUCGAGGGGUGCCAACGAAAUAACACUCAGAGGAGAAUUUAUGGUCAUAUAAAAAUGAAUUUGCUUGUAAAUAGGAAUAUUUGGCCAAUUGUUAUAUAUCUUAUCUAAGUAUCCAAUAUUUAACUUGUCUUUUCUCAGGUUAGCUAUUCCAAUGGUCUCUCCUAAGAAUAUUCAGCCUGUUUAUUUGGUUAAUUCACAAAUCCUAGGCCAGGCUGAUGGCAAAAGUGAUGCCGUGGUUAAAACAAAAAAAUCGACUUAUAAUUUGUCGAUGCUUUUCAAAGCGGAAAUGUUUUGAGAACGAACGCUAUCUUGUGAACGCGAAAGCACUCAAAGAAACCUUUUAAAGCUAUAUCUGUAAGGUUAAAUUGUUGCUUUCAUCCAAGUCCUGGCUAUAUUGAUAGCUUUAAAAACACUUGAAUUUAAACAAAUUAAAAAGGUUUUAUGCAUUAAAUUACUAAAGAAUACGUAUUUAAAAAGGUCAAAAUACAUGGAUAGGACUUUUAUUUGAAAGAAAUUGUUCUAAUUGAAUUGCCUAGAGAUGGAAAUUCGAAAAAAACAUUACCAAGAUUGAUUGUCGAUUUACUGCUUUUUAACCGCUUUUUUUCUUACUUUUUUCGUAAUUUUUGAAAUCAUGGCGGAAAAGAUUGUCUAAAUGAAUUGAUUUUAGUAAACAAAGUGUUUGACAAAGAAAAAGGCAACGGCGAAACACUUGAGCUACAAACAAAACAGAACGCUGAUAAUCCGAUAGAUCAACGUAUCCGCCGAAAGGUCCAACAUCUAGUCGGCAAUAACUAGUAUUUGAUGAGUUUUUUUUUCAAGAGAAAAAGAGAUCAUUUUCCCUUGUUUUUUUAGUCUUUCUUCUCAAUUUCAGUAGAGCCUCUAGUAAUGUUACUAAGUAACAUUACUAUCUACAAUUCUAGCGAAUUAAAUGGCCAAUCAAAAGCACACCCUAUUCUAAGAUUAGUGUUUUGUACGAAACAUGACCACGGGGAGGGGAGGGCCUGCACCCGAGAUGAUUUAUCGCCUGAUGGGUUUGUCGAAAACAAAAGAAACAAAACAAAGAACUACUGUGAUAAUUACAGAAUAUCAUCGUUUUCUAGGAAACAGCACUGCUAAUAAUAAAGCAGAGAGAAGCCUUUCAGGGGUCUUUAUGAUAUCGUACUACGAAAAGUACGAAAGGAGCUUGUGUAGUAAACAUAUCCGUGUCCCAUGCAGAAAGCUGUGAGAGGGAACGAAUAUAGAUAUAUUCUAUGAUAUUCUAUAUGAUCAUUGGAAUUCGUAAAUUUUGUGAAUUUGGUACCCUGAACUUAAAUCCUCCAUUGUGUGUUUUCUUACAUGGGAUAAAACAUAUUUGAAAGAAGAAUGGAGAUUAUAGGAAUUAACUUAUGACUAAUGAUAAGCUUACAAGUCGGUUAAUUCUAGAAGGAAAAAAUAAAUAAAAAUAAAAAAACGACUGACCUUCUUCGCCCAGGUAAUGAAAACAUGACAAUCUCGGUAAGACUGGUUUCACGAUGGGCCUUGUUAAUGGGCUUUUAUUUCAUUCUGUCGUUUCAAGACACCGUCCAUAUUAUCACUUGAUAAUUGUAGCACGUUUCUUAUUAUCAAACAGUUUCGAUUGCCAGUAACUAAUACAACCUAUAUGAACUUUCUUGACGGCAGUGUGAGAGCGCGUCUUCUGAUUGGCUUAGUCAAAGUGAGCGCGAACAAGGUAAAAAGAGUGGGUGAAGUAGAGGCAUCAACCAAGACACCCACAAGUCAACAGAUGAAAUUUAAAUUACUAUGGUCAAGUAGAAAGAAACAAACAAAGACUAAAGAUGGCUGUUGUUGUUUGUUGCCGGACGAUGAGUAUCAUACCAAGAAACAUGUCCGUGACAACCGAGUGCCACACGAGCUGACGAGCUGAUCCUUCGGCUAGACAGUGUCGCUUGAUACACUGACCAAACAAACACUUACCUGCUUUUUAUUUAAAUUCUUAUCUUGUUAUCAUGGUUUGAAUUUUGAGAGGCUACACGAAAACAGUUGAGAAUUGUUGAAAUAAAUAAUUGCGCAGAAGUUUGCUGACUUGACACCCUCCCUUCCACCUACCCUCAUGUUGCACAUCUGUGAUUGAACAGUCUGGGGGGUGGGGGAGGGGGCGACAUGUACUUUAAACGUCGUCUGAUGCACGACAAGUUGCUCUUUACUUUUAAAUAUUUUUGUCCACCUACCACUAAAUAUUUCGUGAUUAAAACCUCAGUUACCCGUUGUUUUCAUCCCUCUUCACAUUGAAAUGAUACAAUGAAUGAUCAUAUACUAUCGUUCAAAACAGUACAAUUCUCUGUUUGAAUAGAGAAUUUACUGCGGCCAGAUGAGCAUACCCUGUUCUAGAUAAUUCAGUGUAGCCAAUACAGGGUUAUUCUAUACGGACAAGUCGAUACCAUGCAUCUUAAUGUUUUAAAUGGUUAUUCGCAGUCGGAGGUCAAUACUUACUGGCGGUUUUCUUGGUUAGUAAACCAAUCAUGAAUUAUAAAUGUAAAUGUACUUACUUUACUGGAAGAUUCUUGCGAUUAUAGCUGAAGGAUAUUUUCUCUGCCGCUUUUUCUUUACUCCUCGCGUCAAUGAAUUACUGCAAUCAGGGUGUUUUGACUAUACCGUGCUACUCUUGCUUGACCGUGCCAGAAUUCACAGCAAUCAACCAAUUCAUUUGACGAUUGUCCUUUUUGCCGUCUAAAAAGCUAAAAAUGCCUUACAACUGAGAAACCAAAUUAUGAUCUAAAUGGACGAGGUUUUUGUUACUUGUCUAAAAUACUAUUACAGUUGAAGGCUUGUCCAUUUUGGGUUAUUUCGUGGUCAUAUAUUUGAUUUAAUAGAAAGCCCCUUUAUAAGCUCCACUCAUCAGUCUUGCUUAAUUGACUCACGACUGUUUUGCUGAAUAAUCAACUUAAUCUUUUCUUUGUUCUCUGUUGUUUUCAAGUGCAGUUCACUGCAGUAUGCAUGAUGCACAGUUAUUUAUUUUCGUCUUCAGACAGUAUUUUACCAGCUUGCUUUGAUUUUAGCCUCUCUUGUGGCUUAUGAUUUGCUCGUUUGUAAGUUUUAAAGUAAUUAUGAGUAAUUAAAGUUGAACGGUCAUUAGAAAUCGUAUUUUUUGUUGAUAUCAACGGUGUUAGGUAAGUGUUUACGUAAACACACAAAUCGGUUCAUCAAUUGUCGGUUCGUACGACCAAAUUAAGGCAGGUUUAUCUGUAAAGAUUAAGUCAAUAUUUUACAUUUUAUCUUUUCCAUUUCACAGAAAAAGCAUUGAAAACAUGUUACUUAGCAACGAUGUACUUUAGGAAUUUUACUGAUGCCAACUUCUACUUAUGCAAAUUAUGUACGCCAGAAGGCAAAUACGAAAAUGACGCUUUUAACGGUUUAAAUAAUUAUUAUAACUAUAGGUUCGUGAACUAUACAGGCAUGCUUUAAUGAUUGUCUAGAUAUAUAUUUAAAAACAGUUAAAAAAGGGAGGACAAGAAGAGACAAGAUUAUCAACCUUGAAGCAAUCAAAAGCAGUUCUUAUCAAUAUGACCAACAUCUUGAAAAUAACUACUGAACGAAGUCCCAAUGCAUUAAGGGAAUGAUUCACGAAGACCAAAACUUAUUUAUUUCAUUGCAAUUUCUCAGUAAAAUCGAGUAAAAUUGCAAAAUGUAAUUCAAUCUGUAGUUUGUACCACAUGGAAGUUUAAAUAUCAGAAAACGUUUACUCAAAAAUCUUCUUCAAUAGACCUCUUACAAUAAUCACGCACAAAACAACUAAGGACGGCGCUCCGGGGAAACAAAAGAAUUAUCUACAGUAUCAUCAUUUUUUGCGUCGUCAAACAUAAAUAUCGAAAGUGGGGUAUUCCUCAGUCGACUUGAAACCAGUAAACAGCCGCAUCCAGGGUAGAAUUUGUACAAGUACACCUCCUCAUGAGAAAAAGUCCGAUAAGAGAACUGAAUCAAAAACAAUCUGAAGUGGAUGAUACAAAAAAGUCAAUAAAAAUUACAAACGGGUAUAAGUCUCUUCUUUUCAUAGUCGACGGAAAAACAACUCUGUUACGACAUAGUCCCUCAGUUACUAUUGUUACGUUAAAAAUUGGUGAUAGCUAAUCGCCUUUCCUUGCAGCCAGAGUGCUGAACGAAGGACGCAGCUCACGUGAUCAAGUCGGUUAUGCGGUAUACAAAGCAGCCAACCAACCGACCGAGGAAAAACCGGAGGACUUGGAGAAAAAACCCUCGAAGCAAGGGAGACAACGGAAACAAACCCAAGCCACUUAUGAUCCCAAGUUAGAAUCGAACCCCGGACCACAGCGGUGACAGGCCGGCGCUCACACCCCUCGGCCAUCCUUGCUUCCCCUACACUAGCUUCCCAAGGUAUUUUGUGUUAUGUUUCUGCCAGAUUGUGCGUGGACUAGCCAGGUAGAAGUCGACUCGAAUGGUUUGGGCCCGUGUAGAAUUUACCCUACGAGACAGAGCACUGAAUGAACUUCACUUUAAAUCUUGCUUUAAUCUUGAAUAGCAGCACGCAGGAAGUUGGUCUCUAGAUUACAACAAAACUUGGAUUCCCUUUAUUCUAGAACCGUUGUACAAUACUAAUUACCUAAAGUUUUUAUAAACUUUUAUAAACUAAAGUUUUGUAAACUGAAGACGCGCCCAAAAACGGCUAACAUCCAAACCACAUCGAUAAAAGCGAAAAUGUCCUAAGAUGAGGUAACAUUCGCAAAAGACUAUUGGAUGUAACUAUAACGCCUAGUAAAGCGUUCACCUAGUGAUACAGGUGAAUUUUACAAUUUUUAGUCAAUUUUCAAAUAUUCCCAAUUUUAUACAAUAAAUUUAUUAUUUAUUUCCCUAAUAAUUUUGAUCAAUUUUCCUCCGUUACAACUCAACCCGAGAAAUAAUUAUACCAGUAUAGAUCCCCUGCAUCUGAUGUCAAAGCAGCUUCAUCUGGAGGACAAAACAAAAGAUUUUUGCCCUCUUGGGAACUAGAAUCUAUUGAUUUGUCCUCCCAGUUGAAAUUGCAUUCCCACGAACUGCAAGGGAUCUAUAAUGAUAACAGUGUGACCAGUAUUCUAAAGUAUUCUACUAUUAGCUACUAUUCCACGAGUUACGUUCACGCGUAACGCAUUAACUUCACUUGAAAAAGACUGUUUUUAUAGAUUUAGAGUGUCAGAUAACAACUAUUAGUCUCAAUUGUCUUUUACGGUCUCUAAAGUACUGUUGCGGAGACGUGUUUUACAAACAGGAAAAGGACAAAGCAUGCUGGUAGUUCGUGCGAGAAGUGAAAGCAAUGACGUCAACACAAGAGGAAAUCAGUAUGACGUGAUUCGCUGUAUAAGUAUAACGGUGUUCGUUUCUACAUAUUUUAAAAUAUAGAAACAUGGAAACUGCUCAACCUGACCGUACUGUCCCAAUUCAGCAGCGUUGGAAACAUAUGUUGAACAAGUCAGACAUGCAGAAGUAUGACACGAUAACUUCACCAACUGUUGAAAACAAGGACAAAACUCCAAGCAAAUCCGUACAGAUGUACUUGAAUCAAAAUAUGACGAGCUUUACUUAUCUAGAAGGUACAGAAGAGAGCAGUGAAGAGAUAUCGUCAAUAUCUCGUAUCUACAGUGAACAAACCAACUCACAGACCUUUACUAUCGAGCUGAACACUAAGUUAUCAAUGCACUUCAAGGCACCGAGCGUGACGCUUGCUCAAGAUUGGAUUUAUGGGCUGAAAACUCUUAUAAGCAAUCAACAACUGACGCACAAAGGUGUCGAAAGACGGGACGAAUGGCUAAGAGAAAUCUUCCAAGCUCUUUCAACCGCAGAUCAUCAUGAAUUGAAGUAUAGUGAUAUCUUCAAGUACGUUCUGAACGCCAAAGAGAAUUUCGUGUCUCCAGCCUUCUUCAAGCAGAAAUUAAAAGAGUAUUUGAAAAGUAAGAAGUUGAAAUACAGAGAAGAUGACGGAUUUCCAAGACUACAAAACUUUGUAGAGUUUUACAAGCAUAUUUUCGACAGAAAAGAGAUGGUUAAUUUAUUCAGAAGAGUCGCUUCUGACGGAACUUUUAUCACAACUUCUGACCUCCAGUACUUCUUAACCGAGCAACAAUAUCAAAAAAAUGUCACGCAUGAUCACUGCAAAGAAAUCAUUGUCACUAACGAAGUCACGCAAGCUGGCAAAGAGAACCUUCAGCUCAACAUUGAUGGUUUCACACAUUUUAUGCAAAAAGAAAAGCUGUUCAAUCCAAAACAUGAUGGUGUAUAUCAAGACAUGAGCCAGCCAUUGACUCACUAUUACAUCGCCUCAUCGCAUAACACAUAUCUCUGUGGGAAACAAUUGAGCGGCGACUCUAGCGCCGAGGCCUACUCGGACGUCCUGAAGAAGGGUUGUCGUUGUGUUGAGUUAGAUUGCUGGGAUGGUGACGAUGGAGAACCAAUUGUUUACCAUGGACACACCUUAACAACCAAGAUAUUAUUCAAGGAUAUUAUUAAAGCCAUUAAUGAUAGCGCCUUCAUGACGUCAUCGUAUCCUGUCAUCGUGUCCUUGGAGAAUCACUGUUCCCUUGAUGUACAGAAAAAGAUGGCUUCAUACUUGGUGGAAAUUCUGGCCGACAAGAUGUACACAAUCCCUGUUGAUAAAAGCCGCAGUGAAUUUCCAUCGCCUGAGUUUUUUAAGCACAAAAUUCUGAUCCGAGGAAAAGUUGGCUCCAUGGAUGAUGAAGAAGACAGCAAUGACAGCAAACCAAAGUCUGACAAUCUAAAGAUGGAAAAGAAAGAGGAAGAAAAUAAAAAAGAGGAAAGGGAAAAGAAAGUGGUGUCGUCACAGGGGGGAGAGGAUGUAAACAUGGCGAAAGAGCACCCCGAGUCGAGCUCCCAGACGAGAGAAAGAAAGAUCAGUUCGACCACAAAAAGAAAGACUAUUGCUAAAGAACUGUCAAAUCUGAUCAACUACACAUCUAAUGCAAAGUUUGUAAGCUUUGAAGAAUCUGACAGAAGUGGAAAGUAUUGGCAAUCCUCAUCGUUUGUUGAAGGCGAUAUGGAAUAUCAUGCUGACAAAAACGCUGAAGCCUUCAUCAGGUUUAACAGACGCCAACUAAGUCGUAUUUACCCAGGAGGCUUAAGAAUUGACUCUAGUAAUUACAACCCUAUAAAACCCUGGAGCAUUGGCAGCCAGAUAGUCGCUCUCAACCAUCAGACAGACGAUGAAGGUAUGGCAUUGUAUGAUGGAAAAUUCCGCCAGAAUGGUCGAGCUGGUUACAUUCUAAAGCCACAGUUCCUUCGAGAUCCUUCAAUUAAGUUCAACCCCAAUGUUACUAAGCCAAGGGCCGGCAGUAAAGUACUGAAGAUGACGAUCAUAAGUGGUCAGCAGCUUCCCGACCAGCCCAACUCGUCAUGGUCGGUAGUGAAAGACGAGCCAGAUCCAUAUGUACAAGUACAGAUCCAGGGCGUACCCUCAGACGAGUACACAUUCACAACCAAAGCAUUAUGUGAUAAUAGUUUCAAUCCCAUUUGGAAUCAGAGUUUUGAGACUAAUGUCUUGGUACCAGAGUUAGCAAUGGUGGCGUUUUCUGUGUAUGACAAAGAUGUUGGUUUUGAUGAUUUCAUUGGCCAAGCUGUACUUCCCUUUGAAAGCAUGCAACAGGGUUAUAGACAUGUGCCAUUGAUGGACAAGGAGGGUGAGGUGUUGCCAUAUGCUUCGAUAUUUGUACACGUCAUUUGCGCGGACUUGAAACAAGACAGUCCUUCAACAAGGUGAAGCGUACAUGUACAAGGUCAAAAAACAUUAAUUUAGACUAUUAUAUUAUAUAGGGAACACUUGAUGUAUGAGUGAUAAAUAUAUAUACUAAUUGUAUCAUCAUAAGCAUAUUUAUGCCAAUUUAAUAAUUACAAUA
Molecule: messenger RNA, 10909 nt
Organism: Exaiptasia diaphana
Lineage: Eukaryota; Metazoa; Cnidaria; Anthozoa; Actiniaria; Aiptasiidae
Product: 1-phosphatidylinositol 4,5-bisphosphate phosphodiesterase zeta-1
Exons: 1
Coding region: 8410-10773 (787 amino acids)
Biological process (GO): lipid metabolic process; intracellular signal transduction
Molecular function (GO): phosphatidylinositol-4,5-bisphosphate phospholipase C activity
Source: RefSeq, a predicted model, not a curated record